This is a messenger RNA of Aspergillus wentii DTO 134E9, 1899 nucleotides long. RefSeq names its product acyl--CoA ligase. The record is from RefSeq and is a predicted model, not a curated record. The coding region runs from base 156 to 1694 and encodes 512 amino acids. Gene Ontology annotation, biological process: fatty acid metabolic process. The transcript is spliced from 4 exons. Lineage: Eukaryota; Fungi; Ascomycota; Eurotiomycetes; Eurotiales; Aspergillaceae. Gene Ontology annotation, molecular function: medium-chain fatty acid-CoA ligase activity.
UGGGGCUGUGUUUUUUGGGUUUUUUGUCUGUAUUUUCAUCCUGAUUUUAUUUUAAUUCCAUCUUAAAUCCAUCUCAAUUCUAUUCAUCUGAGCAUUCUUCUUCAUAGUUGAACAACUACUAGUAUAACCGUCCUACAUAUUGCUACUCCACCACCAUGGCCACCCUUGUCCGGUCUUUCUCGCCCGAAAGCCCCGACGUUGCAGUCGUCAUCCCCCAGAAACCCCAUCCCCUAACGGUCUCCUACCAACAGCUGCAUUCCCAUGUUGCCAAUUUCCAAGCCAAGCUAGCUAAGCUGGGGGUAGGCCAUGGGGCAGCCGUCUCACUGGCGCUGGUUAAUUCGCAUGAAUUCAUCGUCUCGUUCCUGGCUGCAUCUAGCCAGCGCGCUAUUGCCGCUCCGCUGAACUCGGCGUAUAAGCAGGACGAGUUUGAGUUUUAUAUUGACGACCUCAGCUCGACGGUUGUUUUGAUUGCCAGAGGUGAGUUUGUCAAGGAUGGCCCGGCUGUUAGGGCUGCGAGGAAGUAUCAGGCUGCAAUUGCGGAGUGUUAUUGGGAUGGAAGGGAGGUUGUGCUGGAUGUCAAGGAGAGUGGGAAGCUGGCUGGACAUGCAGGGAAUCGGGUUGAAGAAGCUCAACCGGAUGAUAUUGCUCUUGUUCUGCACACGAGUGGAACGACGGGCAGGCCCAAAGCUGUCCCUCUCACGCACAAGAAUCUCACGACCAGCAUGAAAAACAUCCAAGCAACCUACAAUCUAACACCCCAAGAUCGCACCCUGCUGGUAAUGCCUCUCUUCCACGUCCACGGUCUCCUAGCUGCCUUCCUCGCUCCUCUCGCCUCAGGAGGCUCCGUAGUCGUGCCCUCCAAAUUCUCCGCAUCAGAAUUCUGGUCCGACUUUGUCACCCACAAAGCAAACUGGUACACGGCUGUGCCGACAAUCCAUCAAAUCCUGCUCAAGACGCCAUUACCCAGUCCCGCCCCGCAAAUCCGUUUCAUCCGCUCGUGCUCGUCGCCUCUGUCGCCUCAGACCUUCCAGGAUAUGGAGAAGAAGUUCAACGCACCGGUCCUGGAGGCGUACGCGAUGACUGAGGCCUCGCACCAGAUGACCAGUAACCCUCUUCCUCCUGCGAAACGCCAACCGGGGAGCGUAGGCACCAGACAGGGCGUGGAGAUCAAGAUCCUCGACCAGUCAGGCAAGGAAGUCCCCCCAGGAAGCGAGGCGGAGAUUUGCGUGCGAGGAGAAAACGUAACAAAGGGUUACUUGAACAACCCAUCCGCCAACAAAUCGUCCUUCACCCAGGACGGAUUCUUCCGCACGGGAGAUCAGGGUAAAUUGGACGCAAACGGCUACGUGAUUAUCACGGGACGAAUCAAGGAACUCAUCAACAAGGGCGGAGAAAAGAUCAGUCCUAUCGAGCUGGAUAAUACUCUCCUUCAUCAUCCCAAGGUUGCGGAAGCGGUUUGCUUUGCAAUUCCGGAUCCAGGCCAUUACGGCGAGGACAUUGGGGCUGCGGUGGUUUUGAAAGGCAACAACGCAGUCACAGAAGACGAGCUAAAGGCGUGGGUGGGAGAAAAGCUGGCCAAAUUCAAGAUUCCAAAACAGGUCUGGAUAGUAUCGCAAAUCCCCAAAACGGCAACAGGCAAGAUCCAACGCCGUAGAGUGGCAGAGUCGAUGCUUACAGCCAAGGCGAAGCUUUAAUCUGAUUCAUUCUGUAUUUACUGUAUAGCACUAUACAUGCAAAUAACCCGUGUGAUUUCCCUGACGACCUACAAAGCGGUUCUCACAGCGGAUUUAAACUACAGCCGUUAGCUUGCUCUCAAAGAAACAUCUAAAAGAUGGAAGGGACAGGAAAAUACCGGAAUAAUCUGCGCCCUCUCCAAAUCCCACACUCCAUUCUUAACGU